AUGGAGGCUGCAUCUGUGGUGAAGUCUGUGAUUUUUGCAGCUAACCAAUAUCUCAACCAUAAAGCUGACAAAAACUGUUUGUACCUCCAACAACAGCUUGAGAUUUUAGUGGGAAUCACAGUGCCACAUUCUGGGAAGAGUUUAAAAUUCUUCAAUCCUAAACACUUACAGCCAACAGAAUGUUUGACUACCAUUGUAGAUAUCUUGUGUGACCCUCACACCAAGCCUUCACUACUUCUGAGUUGUAUUACUUUGCUUCACAAUCUUGUCUCAGAUGAUGAGAUUAGACAUUGCUUACACGAUUCCUUCCAUAUCACACCUGCUUUGGCUGGAAUCCUGAAAACACAGGGCUCAGCAGGAGAUAUACUCUCUACAGAGUGUGUGAGUCUGCUCCAGAAGGUGACUUAUGGUCACAAUUUAAACUUCCAGGAAAACUACAUGGAGGACUUGAUAACAUAUACUGUUAGACAGAUACAUGGACCUGUCCAUGACCUCACCCUCCCCUCUCUAGGAUUGCUGGUCAAUCUGUGCCGGGAUAACUUUGCUGUGCAAUCAUACCUGAAAAACUCUAGAAACAUCAAAGAUCUGUAUAAAGUGUUGGUAUCCUAUCUGUCAGACCAAAACCUCACUGUCAUCAUCUUAGCCUUGUCAAUAAUCACCAGUUUGUCUCUCCAGGAGGACCUGGGGGGUAAGAUUCUCAAUGCUAAAAAUAUCAACCAGACAUUUCAGAUGAUCUUCAAUAUUCUGAUGAAGAGUGACACAGGUGUAACACGAGGUUAUGCUGUUGACUUAUUUAGGGAUCUCCUGCGCAAUCCAAAAAUACAGCAGUCUUUGUCCAGAUUUGACAGGUUGGGAUCUUGCCUAGAAAACAUUUUAAAUCUAAUAGCAGCCAGUACAUCUGAGUCUGUUAUAAAGGUAUUUGAGCUGUUGCUGUUAUUCUGCCGCGUUGAAGGCCUGAGAAGUACGAUAUGUAAAUGUGUCCUGGCCACAUCUCCACUCCAUGACAAUGAGUAUGUUGUACAGACCUUACGACAGCCUGUGGAGGAGGUGAAGGAGCCUCUAAUUGCCACAGUCCAUUGGGCUGGUCAGUCGACUGACUCACACCAUAAAGCGCCUUUAUAUGCACUGGAUUUUCUUUCUGAGUUCUAUGAGGAAUUGAUUUACUCCAACACAAGGGUGCAUUACUCCAUCCAUGCAGACCUGGUUCUUCCAACAGUGCUCCAUGGCCUACAAGACCCACCUGAUCAGGAACAGGCAGAGUCCCGUAGAAAAUGCUUUAAGAUGGUCAAGGUUAUACAGCUUCUCACAGUGUUUGCCGGUGAGGAGGACACUAAAAAGAAGCUAUGUAAGCUGGUGGACAUGAGUCUGUUCUCUGGUCUUCUAGAACACCAGUUUACCUACAACAGAGUAGCACUUCGAUGUAACAAAGUUGUCUCGCCUGAGGAGGAUUGGAGUGAAUAUGGAGUAGAUGUUGUUUUGUGUGUUUUGGAGUUGAUGGAGAAGUUGAAGAAAAGCCUUCCUGAUGUAGAUGCUCUUUUCUGUUCAACAUUACAGGACAGUCGUCUUGUGCCUUUUUUGUCUGCGGGAAUGACAAGUAAAGACCGAUCACGGGUCCAGACAGCCCUACGGAUGAUCACUACAGCCUCAGCUCUAGAAAAUUUCCCUGUAGUACUAUUGGGGGAUACUAUUGCUGCUAACAACACCCGUCAACAUGAGCGCCUCACUUCCAGUCCAACUUUGGAGUGGCAACAGGUCCGCACACAUUCACAGUCGGUGGCCCAGUAUAAUAAGGAAAAUAUUCCGCUUGGUAAUCAUCGCCAGAAGCAAGAACCGGUAAAUCAGGAUGCCUCCAUCAAUUCUAUUAUAGAGAGGAUGCAGUCGGGACUACAGACCACUUUCCAAGGCUAUAUGAGUGAGAUCAAGGCAUCUGAAAUCAUUGAUAUCUACGAACAUAAGCUGCAGUCCCUACAGAACAAAGAGGACCAGCUCCAGGACUUGUUGGAUGCUAAGGCCUUGGCUUUGUCCCAGGCUGACCGUCUCAUUGCUCAGUACAGGUCACGGCGAGCACAGUAUGAGGCUGAGGCACACAAGAUGAGGUCGAUGGUUCAGAGCUCUGAGAAGAGAAGUGAACAAUAUCGAGAACAGCUGAAUGAUGUGAUCCUACGAGGGGAACACCUUCAGAAUGAUCUGGAACAGGUCAACCAGGAGAAACAGAAGCUUGAAGAAGUGGCAGCAGAGCACAAACAGCUUACUGUGGCCUACAUGGAGCUGUCAGAGAAGUAUGAAAGUUCCGAAAAGUCGUUACUUUGUCUGAAACAAGAACAUAAGACUCUGAUGGAGAUGCAUGAGAUGUUGAAUAAACACAACGAAUCAUUAAAACAACAACAUGAUGUAGCCUCAGAACAGCUGUCAAAACUCUCCAAACAGUUGAUGGAGAAGGCAUCAGAGCUUACACAGACCCAGCUGAUGUUAGAAGAAGACCAUGCUAAAGCUAAGAAGGAGCAGGAAACACUGGAGGAUUGUCUGGAUAAAAUACGAGCAAACUUGGACAGUACAGAGAAAGCCAAAAAGAAACUAGAACAGAAGGUGGUCACACUGGAGCGAUCAUUACAGCAGAAUGAAGAGGAACUAAAGGAAAAGGUUGAAGUCAUACGUGAAUUGAAAUCAAAUGUGGAUAAGCAUGCCCAGAUAGCAGCUCUUAUACACAGCCUCAGCAGUGGCAAAAGUGAUAUAGAUUCUGUAAAAACAUGAAAUGCUUUUUUUAUUUC
Molecule: messenger RNA, 2768 nt
Organism: Ylistrum balloti
Lineage: Eukaryota; Metazoa; Mollusca; Bivalvia; Pectinida; Pectinidae
Product: protein CIP2A homolog
Exons: 23
Coding region: 1-2751 (916 amino acids)
Source: RefSeq, a predicted model, not a curated record